Messenger RNA from Thamnophis elegans (Western terrestrial garter snake), 3211 nucleotides. RefSeq names its product leucine rich repeat and sterile alpha motif containing 1 (gene LRSAM1). Lineage: Eukaryota; Metazoa; Chordata; Lepidosauria; Squamata; Natricidae. Gene Ontology annotation, molecular function: protein binding. The record is from RefSeq and is a predicted model, not a curated record.
AAACCUUUUGAAAGGGCCGCGUUUCCCUGGCGGGCCCGAGAAGGCUCGGAGCCGGGGAGGAGGGCGGCUUCGAGCCGUAUGGAGGAAGCGGGGAAAAGAAAAGCGAAAGGGCCUAGGUUUUUUUUUUUUUUAAUGUCGCGGAUGAGCGGAGGCGGCCCUCCGUUCUGCCCCUUCCCCAGCCCUCUCAACCAGCCUUCCUCCUGCUGGCAUGACAAGCAAGAAAUCCAGCUUCACCUAUUGAGUGUCUGCCUGGAUCCUUGGCACUCCAAGUGACUUUUUACAUUCAGUCCGAUGCCAUGGGGCUUCCUGGCAGGUCCUGAUCACUGUCCUGGUUGCGGCAGCCUUUCUUUGCUGGACUGGGAUAAAUGGAGACAGGAGGCAAGAUGUUGCUUUUCUUUCGGAAAAGGAAGGCGAGCAGCGAAGCCCGGAAACGGCUGGAAUACCAAAUGUGUCUUGCCAAAGAAGCCGGAGCAGAUGAUAUCCUCGAUGUCUCCAAGUGUGAACUUUCUGAGCUUCCCUAUGGUGCCUUUGCCACUUGCAGAGUGCUGCAGAAGAAGGUGCUGAUCGUUCACACGAAUUUUUUGACAUCCCUCGUCCCGAAAUCCUGCAGCCUCUCUAAUCUUGUAACCGUAAAGGUUUUAGACCUCCAUGACAACCAGCUGACCUCCCUUCCCGCCGAUAUCGGCCAGUUGACUUCUCUUCAGGUUUUGAAUGUGGAAAAGAAUAUUUUAAAAGCUCUUCCGGACUCGAUCGGGGAUCUCGCUCAGCUUCAGACGCUGAAUUUGAAAGGGAACAAGCUCAAGAAAUUGCCCUCCACUUUGGAAGGCCUGCGGAGUUUGCGAACGUUGGACAUCAGCGAAAAUUCGGUGCAGGAGUUGCCGCAGAGCCUGGCUCACAUCCGAACCUUGGAGACUUUGUCCCUGGACGCCACAGAAAUGGUUUACCCCCCAAAUGAGGUCUGCAGCGCCGGUACCGAGGCCAUCCAGAGGUUCCUCUGUGAAAAAGUGGGCGUAGAAUACAACUCUCCCUCUCAGUAUUUACUCCCAGUUUUGGAAAGCGACGGAGGGGAGAUAUCGGCAGAUGGCAUCCGGAGGACAGCUGGCAAAUACAUGGAAGAGGAAGCCGAGUGGCAAAACAGGUUUCUAGACUACGAGAAGCGAAAGGAGCAGAAGAUGCGGGAGAAGCUGGCAUUCGAGCGUGGGCUGGACCUGGAGCAGAGAGAACAAGUCCAACUCAUGCACCAAAGUCACAUCCAGAAAGGAGAAUUUCUCCAAAGCAUGAAGGAAGAGCAGAUGAAACUGGACGAAGGCCUGUCCCGCCAUCAGGAGCGCCUGGGAGCCGAGCGCCUGAAGUUGCUCGAGCAGCUGAAACAGAUGGAGCAGGGGGUGGCCGGCAGAAUCCAGAAGCUGCUGAAAGCUAAUCAAAGGCAGAAACAGAGUUCCGAGAUCUUAAAAUCCCUUGAAAAUGACCGGAUCCGGAUGGAGCAGUUGAUGGCCAUCACUCAAGAAGAAACGGAACAACUGAGGAGGAAAGAAGUAGCCACGGCCAUGGAACAGAUGUUGUCCGAGACCUACAAGAACAAAUUACUUCAGGGAGCCUACGAAUCUCGCCGGCAGGACCUCGUCAACCAGACGUGCUCUAGCCUUGCCAAGAUGGAUGAGAAGUUCCAGCAGAUCCUGGCUUGGCAGCAGCUGGACCAAAACAAAGCCAUCAGCCAGAUCCUGCAGGAGAGCGAGAUGCAGAAGGCAGCUUUUGAAGCCCUCCAGGUGAAGCGAGACCGCAUGCACUGCCAGAUCAGAAAUCAGAUUAAGUUAAUAGAGAGAGAGUUACUACAGCUCACCCACUUGGAGUUAAAGAGGCAGCAGCUGGACACAGAGGCUCUGCAGGAAGCAAUCGGAGAGCAACGGCAAACGCUGACUAACCUGUUGCAGCAGCUGCUGAAGGAGAAAAAGGAGCGAGAAGAAGAGCUGAAAGCCAUCCUGAAAGAACUGGAGGCCAAGAGCGAGACGAAGCAGGAGAACUACUGGCUGAUCCAGUACCAACGGCUGCUAAACCAGAAACCUCUCUCCCUCCGCUUGCAGGAAGAAGGUCUGGAGAAGCAGCUAGUGAAACUGAUGACCGACCUCUCGGCCGAGCAUUACCUGCCCAUCUUCGCCCAUCACCGGAUAUCGCUGGAAAUGCUCAGCAACAUGGUCCCUGGCGACCUAGCUGAGAUCAGAAUAAUGGAAUCUGGCUUGCAGCACGCCAUCAUCCAGAAAGCCCGGGAGAUACAGGCUGUAGCAGAAACGAUACCAGAACAGCUGGAGCCUCAGGAAAAAACGAGACCUUCCGCGCCGGAGUUUAGAGAAGAGUCGACCAAUCCUGAAAUCCCGUCGGCUCCAUCGGCAGAAGAACAUCAUUGCGAGUGUGUAGUGUGUAUGGAGCUAGAGGCCCAAGUCGUGUUCCUGAACUGCGGCCACGUCUGCUGCUGCCAGAGCUGCUCCGAUGCCUUGCACAUCUGUCCGCUCUGCCGACGAAUCGCGCAACGGAUCCGGCUUUUCCACAGCGGCUAGCCCACUCGUGGAUGGGAAAGGGAAAGGGGGUGUGGUUUCUUUCUCCCCCCUCCUGGGAGAGAAACCUAGGGGGUGGGCGGAAACACACACACACACACCCCUUUGGCAUCUCAGCCUUCCUCAUUUCUGGUUUUGCACAUCUUGUUUACUCAAAGCUUUAGUCAAAGUCAAAGCUGCUUGCUCGGAGUGUCUGUCUUGUGUUUCCGAGCAGUCCCCACCGGUAAUUGCGCACACCGGACGAUGGGGGCAGGAAGGAAGUGCGCGCCACGCCUUUGCACUAAAUAAUGUAUGCUGGUUGGAUUUUUUUGCUCGCUGUUCGUGUCCACUGUCCAGGAGUGUAAAUUAAUUCCAAACGUCCAGGCAAUUGGGGAAUAACUGAAGGACGCCCAAAACUCUUGGUUUGCUUCCUUGAAAACAUUUCGCUUCUCAUCUCAAGAAGCGAAUUCUUCAGAUUCUUGGAUGAGAAGCCAAAUGUUUCAAGGAAAGACAAAAGGAACAAAAGUCCAGUCCGCUUUUGGAAAAGCACCUUGGCAUUGGAUGAUGGAGAAUCUCCGUACGCAAUUGUGGGGGGACUUGGCAUUUAACCCCUUGGAGGAAUUUAGGGGAAGGGUUGGUGACGGGAUCAUCCUCGUGGGCAAAAAAAAAAAAAAAGUGUGUCG